Molecule: messenger RNA, 2193 nt
Organism: Brugia pahangi
Lineage: Eukaryota; Metazoa; Nematoda; Chromadorea; Rhabditida; Onchocercidae
Source: the annotation of a GenBank genome assembly
AUGGGAAGUGUUAGGAAGCGUAAAAGUAGAAAACUGGAACGGAAAUCAAAAGUGACAACCGUAAAAGGAUGCGGGAAGAAAGUGAACGUUAGCGUGGAGAACAGGGACCAUUUCAAUCUGGAACAAGGAAAUUCGAAAUGUAAAGAAGGUGCUGUCAAAGCGUGCAAGAAACAGAAUACGCGGAAACGUAAAGUUAGUAUUAGUUCGGAUGCCACUACUAAUUCAAAUGUUUCGGAGGAUGAGUGGGAAGAAGUUGAUUUUAUUGACCAAACUAAUUAUGAAGCAGAUCCUGAUGGUACGGUUGAAGUUACAAUUGGAGUUUCGAAACCUGUCGAAAAGGAGGAGAGCAAGUGGAUGAAAUUUAUUAGACAGCAGGUCAAUCGUAAAAUUCGUGAACGACAAAUUAAUUGUCAUAAGAUGCAUCUUCUCUGUUAUAUUGCACACUUGCGCAUCUGGGCACGCGCCUUAACACGACAUGAGGCGUUAACAUCGCUGUGUUUAUCGUUGAUACCAGAAGGUUAUAUAACCGCAGCGAAACAUGAAUUCGAUGUGGCAAUAGCAGAAAGAUUCAUGAAAUGGUUUCGAUCAAUGUUCCAAUUUACUAAAAAGAAAUACAUCUCCAGAGAUGGCUUUUGCGAUUCUCAGAUAAAAAGACUAGAAGAUCUGAUUGGCGAACGUGCCUACGAAGACGAUAAAGAUUUAGCAUCGCUGUUGUUUUUGUGUCUUUUAUCGUUGAAGCAGUGCACCCGAUUGUGUCUCUCAUGCCAGCCUAUAAAACAGAAAGUGACAAUGAGCAUGUUGCAUUCUGAGCAUACUGAAACGUUUGCUGAAAAGAAUAUCAAUAACGACGACAAUUCAGUAGUAUGGGAAGAGAAACUAUAUGAAGUAACGAAGAAGGUGCAAAUAAAUACAGAUGACUGCAGCGAACAAAGUAGUGUUAAAAAGUAUCAAGAAACGAAAAAACCAUAUAUAAAGAAGUCGAAAAGAAUUGAAAAAAGUAAUUCCGAACAUACCGCACCAGUCAGUAAAAACAAGGUGGAUUCGAGAAGGAAUUACUGGGUAGAAUAUUGGGAUCAUAAUAAUGCUCGAUGGAUUUGUAUGGAUCCGUGGUGCGGAACUGUCGAUAUGCCUGAAAGCUUGGAAACGAAUGCCACUGUACCAAUGCAUUAUGUUGUUUGCAUCGAUAAUAAUAUGGGUAUGCGUGACGUAACAGCUCGUUAUGCUUCAAAAUUCCUAUCAGCUGAAACGCGACGACUUCGAGUUGAUGCUUCGUGGUGGACUGAUACAUUAAAGAUAUAUCAGAGCAAGAACCGGAAACGUGAACGCAUUGAAGAUAUUGCAAUAUACAAUGAACUCCUCUUAAAGCCAAAGCCAGCAACGGUUGCCGAAUACAAAAAUCAUCCACUGUAUGUAUUGAAGAAAGACAUUCUGAAAUAUGAGGCGAUUUACCCGGAAGAUCAGGCUCCUAUUGGACGAAUUCGAGGUAUUGAUAUUUUUCCGCGAAGUUCUCUGUUUCAUCUUGACGGCGCACUGAAUUGGAUGAAACAUGCACGUAUGGUUAAGGCCGGUGAAAAGCCGUAUAAAAUCGUGAAGGGAAGAAUGAAUAAUCGUGCGGCAUCAGAAAUGAGAGAAUCACGGUCCUUAGAGCUAUAUGGGUAUUGGCAAACUGAACCAUAUGUACCACCUAAAGUCGUCAACGGGCGUAUACCGCGAAAUGAAUUUGGUAAUUUAUAUGUUUACAAAAGCAGUAUGGUACCGGAAGAUUGUGUUCAUCUGCGACUAAAUGGACUUGCUGCUAUUUCUCGGCAGCUUGAUAUUGAUUGCGUACCUGCAGUAGUCGGCUGGGAAUUUCAUAAAGGGGGAAAUCAUCCUAUCCUUGAUGGUUGCAUCGUUUUGAAAAAGCAUGAAAUGGUGUUACGUGAAGCAUGGAAACAAUUUCACGAAAAAAAACAAACUGCAGCUGAGAAGAGACGGAAAGAAAGGGCUUUGAGAAAUUGGAGACGUUUGGUGAAAGGAAUGUUAACAAUGAAGAAAGUUCGAGCGAAAUUUCUGGUCGCAGAUCAUCGAAGCAUGCAGGUUGAUGAAAAAUUGGAACCGAGAGAAAGUGAAACGCCUGCUACGGAUGAUACUGCCCUGUCCUGGCCGCGAACAAUUUUCAAUUUGCCUCACUCUAGUGGUGCUGUCGAUCACUGA